This is a messenger RNA of Cadophora gregata, 768 nucleotides long. RefSeq lists its product as uncharacterized. Lineage: Eukaryota; Fungi; Ascomycota; Leotiomycetes; Helotiales; Ploettnerulaceae. Gene Ontology annotation, cellular component: mitochondrial inner membrane. The transcript has 3 exons. The record is from RefSeq and is a predicted model, not a curated record. Gene Ontology annotation, biological process: mitochondrial respiratory chain complex IV assembly. The coding region runs from base 1 to 768 and encodes 255 amino acids.
AUGAAGAUCCUCACCAAAGAAGAAGAGGAAGCCCAUUACAAUGCAACUCUCAAAGGCGGUAUUAAAGGCGGCCUUUUCGGUCUCGUGGUCGGCACAACCACCGUCCUCGCGGCACACCACCGCUUCCCUACCUUCCGCUCCCUCACCCUCCCUAUGAAAACCUUCCUCGUAACCUCCUCCGGCACAUUCCUAGCCAUAAUUCAAGCCGACCGCUCCUCGCGGUCCUUCGAAACCGCCCGUAACCCCGCGAACCAAUACAAAGACCGCGCCUCCAGCGACCUCGCCGCGCUUAAGGAAUCCGAGACCGCCUUCCAGCGCUUCAAGGACUGGGGCCGUGAGAACAGAUACCCGAUUGUGACAGCGUCGUGGGUGGCGAGUUUGGGGGUCGCGCUAGGCCUAGUAGGCAGGAAUCCGUAUCUAACGAGGGCGCAAAAGUUGGUGCAGGCGAGGGUUUAUGCACAGGGGUUGACGCUGGCGAUUUUGAUUGCAACUGCGGCGUUCGAGGUUGGGGAUGCGAGUAAAGGGAAGGGGAGGUGGGAGACGGUGAAGAUUCUGGACCCGAAUGAUCCGGAGCAUAAGCAUAUUAUUGAGAAGAGAAUUCAUCAUGAGGCGUAUGAGGGAGAGGAUUUAUGGAGGGACAUGGUAGCAGCAGAGGAGCGUAAGAUCGAAGCCCGUAAAUCAGCAGCUGAGCAUGAGAAGGCUACUAGCAAGUCGAAAUCAACGCCCAAAGCCACAAAGAGCAAGCAAACUGAGCAAGAUGUCGACUAA